UCACUGGUGCGCGCCGCGGGUCCAGGCGCGAUGGCGGCGCUGGGCGGGGAUGGGCUUCGCCUGCUGUCGGUGUCGCGGCCAGAGCGGCCGCCCGAGUCGGCGGCUCUGGGCGGUCCGGGCCCCGGGCUCUGCUGCUGGGUGUCCGUGUUCUCUUGCCUCAGCCUUGCCUGCUCCUACGUGGGCAGCCUCUACGUGUGGAAGAGCGAGCUGCCCAGGGACCACCCUGCCGUCAUCAAGCGGCGCUUCACCAGUGUCCUGGUGGUGUCAAGUCUCUCGCCCCUCUGCGUGCUACUCUGGAGGGAACUUACAGGCAUCCAGCCAGGCACAUCCCUGCUCACCCUGAUGGGAUUCAGGCUGGAGGGCAUUUUUCCAGCAGCGCUGCUGCCCCUGCUGCUGACCAUGAUCCUUUUCCUGGGGCCACUGAUGCAGCUGUCUAUGGAUUGUCCCUGUGACCUGGCAGAUGGGUUGAAGGUUGUUCUAGCACCUCGCUCCUGGGCUCGCUGCCUCACAGACAUGCGUUGGCUGCGGAACCAAGUGAUCGCACCCCUGACAGAAGAGCUGGUGUUCCGGGCCUGCAUGCUGCCCAUGUUAGCACCGUGCACAGGCCUGGGCCCUGCUGUGUUCACCUGCCCACUCUUCUUUGGAGUUGCCCAUUUUCAUCACAUUUUUGAGCAGCUUCGUUUCCGCCAGAGCAGCGUGGGGAGCAUCUUCUUGUCUGCAGCGUUCCAGUUCUCCUACACAGCUGUCUUUGGUGCCUACACUGCUUUCCUCUUCAUCCGUACAGGACACCUGAUUGGGCCAGUUCUCUGCCACUCUUUCUGCAAUUACAUGGGCUUUCCUGCCGUGUGUGCAGCCCUGGAGCAUCCACAGAGGCGCCCCCUGCUGGCAGGCUACGCCCUGGGUGGACCCUUCGCUCUGUGCCUUCCACAGAAAGUCUGCCAGCCUCACACCACACAGGAGGAAACAAAUCUAAGAUGGAAGAGGAACCGGCUCGGUCACCUGGGAGUGGAGGCUUUUCUGGCUCUCUCCACCUCAGACCGCUGUCACGAUGCCACUUCUUUGGUUCCUGGAGGAACCCAGCACAAAGGCUCAGAGAGCAUGAGCAACCCUGCCAAGCAACACUGGAACUCAAGGUUUUUUUCUAGAAUCUGGUAGUGUUUACGUGCUCUUCCUGUUCUUAGAAUGGUUCCUAUGUUCUCAUUCCCCUGCCUCUAUGCCGCCCCCCCCUUUAAAAAAAACAAAGACUGAGAGAAUAUUCUCCCUCCAGGUCCUAUCCCAGACUCAAGGAGGUUGUCCCACGUCCCCUUCCCUGAGGGUGGUGGUCGGAGAAAAGAAAACGGAUGUGCAGUCACUCCCUGCAGCCCCCAAACACAACUGGCUGUGACUAAACUGUAUUUAUCUGGAUCUAAAAGGGCGCCGUGAGUCACAUACCUGCCUUGCUGGAGAACGUUCCUCUCCGCUAGCCUGCAUGGCAGCUGCCAGGGAAGCUGAGGGAGUGAGCACAGGCCGGUUUUAUAGAGGAUCCAUUUGGGAUCUGGGAGUCCGAAGAGGGGGCAGCGCAGCCCCACCCCAAAGAUUAAGCGUGGUACCCCAAGAUGGCUGGGCUGGCAGGGUGCCGGGAUGUACUUCCUGCCUGGUCCCCCGAGGGUCCCUCCCCUUCCUAUAUCCCUGCUCAGGAACUGCCCAGCGCCCCACCCAUCUCUUCACUGCACCCUCCUCCUCCCCCGUGCGGUGGGCAGCUGCCCAGUGAUAGGAAGGGGUGCCGUCCCACACACAGGUGGGGAACUGUGGGGCGGGAUUAGGAUUCUCCCCAGGGCUGGUUGUGGGGGGGUGGCAGGAUUAGAUCCUGGGCCUUUCAGUCAGGGGCGCCUAACCUCCCAUCAGAGUCCUCACAUCCAGGGGGUCUCACCUGCCCCCUACAAAGUGGUGUCUGUCUGCAUCUAGUGCUGCACUAACAGGGUGGGAGGUUAGUCCUGGUCUAGAAAAUAAAGCAGGAUGUGGAGAAGCAA
Molecule: messenger RNA, 2009 nt
Organism: Phacochoerus africanus (Common warthog)
Lineage: Eukaryota; Metazoa; Chordata; Mammalia; Artiodactyla; Suidae
Gene: RCE1
Product: Ras converting CAAX endopeptidase 1
Exons: 9
Coding region: 31-1155 (374 amino acids)
Biological process (GO): CAAX-box protein processing
Cellular component (GO): endoplasmic reticulum membrane
Molecular function (GO): metalloendopeptidase activity
Source: RefSeq, a predicted model, not a curated record